Molecule: messenger RNA, 1412 nt
Organism: Colius striatus (speckled mousebird)
Lineage: Eukaryota; Metazoa; Chordata; Aves; Coliiformes; Coliidae
Gene: TSPAN1
Product: tetraspanin 1
Exons: 8
Coding region: 45-758 (237 amino acids)
Cellular component (GO): membrane
Source: RefSeq, a predicted model, not a curated record
GGACGGGACGGGGCUCGGAGGGCUGCUCGCGCUCAGGUGCAAAGAUGGGGUGCUUCACCUUUAUCAAGGUUAUCAUGAUCCUCUUCAACCUGGCCAUCUUCCUUGGUGGCGGGGCCCUCCUGGGAGUUGGCAUCUGGGUCUCCAGAGACUCAGACUCGUUUGUGGAUAUAUUUGGGCCAGUCUCCUCUAGUGUCCUGCAGGUUGUGAAUGUGAGCUACUUCCUCAUUGUCAUUGGAGCCAUCCUGCUGGUCAUCGGCUUCCUCGGGUGCUGCGGUGCCCAGAAGGAAAGCAAGUGCCUCCUGAUGAUGUUCUUCUCAGUGGUGCUGAUCAUCUUCAUUGCUGAAGUUGCUGCUGCUGUCGUGGCUCUGGUCUACACCAGUCUUGCAGGGACGCUGCUGACAGCCACAGUGACCCCAGCCUUGAGGGACAAGUAUGGGGAGGACAAUGGUUUCACAAAGAUCUGGAAUCUCACCAUGAACGAGCUCAAAUGCUGUGGCCUGAACAACUACACAGACUUCAACAACUCCUAUUGGCUUGAGGAGCAUGGCACCUACCCAGAUUACUGCUGUAGGGACAGGAUUCCCUGCACCAGCACGGUCGCUGCACAAUCGAAUGUCACGGGUUGUUUCCAGCAGAUCCUGACAGAAAUCAAGACCAACGGGGGAGUGGUGGGCGGUGUGGCAGCCGGCAUCGCUGCCUUGGAGAUCGCAGCCAUGGCGGUCUCCAUGUACCUGUACUGCCACCUGGAUAAGAAAUGACCCCCCCUGAAGCAGGAGGAUGAUCUGUGUGUCCCCCCCUCCACGCUGGGCCGUGCUCGUGGCUGGGCCGUGCUCGUGGGGGGACCCCAUCGCUCCCUGGGCCUGAUGCUGUCCUGUGCACUGUGAUUUAUAGCUGUGUGUUGGUCUACUGAGCUGGGAUCUGUAGAGUUUGAGUAUAUUUUUGUACUGAUAAGGCACACUGAGUCUGUACAUAGAGAUUUGGGGAUGGGGGUGGGGGUGUGGAGGGAUGUGUUGAGGGGGAAGCUGCUCCAUCUGUUUGGCUGAUGCCAGUGGGAGAUGAAGCAGCACAGGGGGGCUGGUCAGGGCUGCUGAUCCAGCAGCAGCACAGCUACAUCUUGAUUAAACCUUUGCAGGCAUGUCCUGCCCCUCUCCCACAGUGUCCCUGUGUGGGGCUGGCCUGUGCCUCCCUGCAUCUCCCCAUUGAACUGGGGCCAGGUGGUAACCACUCCUCACAGGGGGAUGUAUCCACUCCAUCUCCUAUCAUCGUGUUGUCCCCUACAAGAGGCGCUGGCUGGUCUCUACCCCUGCCUUGGCAUGAAGACAGCCCUGUGGGUCCCCUACCCCCUGACAUUUCAUGUCUGAGCCCCUCUCCAUGUAAAUUAAAACCAAUAAAUUUUUCAUCUUGGAUACAAA